AUGUCUGCCGACGACCAGCAGUUUUUAGAUGUCGUGCUAAAGCAAUACUCCAAUGAUGUUGCUGAAUACAUAGAUCAAAACGUCGAUCAAGCCGCCAGGAUUGUCCGCGAGACGCUUUCACAAGCAAAAUGGCUGCCUGAAUACGCCAAGCCAAGCCCUCCGCUGAAACCGGCUGUCGCCGUCGUGUCCAUGACGCGGUUCGAAAAGGUCCAAGGCUGGGUGUCACGGCACAAGAUUCUGGCGGCUGUCAUCGUCUUCACUUGUGGCACAAUGAUAUUCAAAGGAUACCAGACAAGCAGGUCGAUGAGAAAAACUAGAAGAGCGAAACGGGCGAGAAAUGGCGGGCGUACAGAGGUGGUUGUUAUUGCAGGGUCCCCAACGCUGCCCCUGACCAAGUCUUUGUCUCUGGAUAUGGAAAGACGUGGCUUCAUUGUCUACAUUGUAUGCAAUGCCGCUGAGGACGAAAGUAUGGUGCACGCCUUGUCCAGGCCAGACAUUCGACCCCUUGGCCUCGAUACAACUGAUCCCCCUCAAGCAGGCGCUGCCAUCGAACGCUUCGCGGCCUUUUUGCAAUCUCCUCAGGCUCCUGGUCCUCACAUCAAACCAAAUAGCUUGACUCUCAAAUCCGUAAUUCUUAUUCCCAGCCUACACUACCAAACAUCACCCAUCGCCACCAUCCCACCUUCGAGUUUCGCCGAUCUAUUCAACACACAUCUGCUUCAACCAAUUCUCACAAUCCAGGCAUUCCUUCCACUGUUGGCAUCGCGUCUGCAACCAAUAGGCGAGAAAUGGAUUCCUCCCAAGGUCCUCGUUUUCACGCCCUCGAUUAUCUCCUCAAUCAACCCACCAUUCCACGCCCCCGAAGCGACUGUGUGCUCUGCCCUUUCAGCUUUUACCGAAGUUUUGACAGCCGAGCUUCGACCUCUCAAUAUCCCAGUGACACACAUGCAGCUUGGCACUUUUGACUUUUCAAGCUUUGUGCCCUCGCGGGCAGCCAUCUCUCGCCAAGGGCUGGUCUCUGCCGGGAGCCCCCAAGAACCUCUGGUUUGGCCAGAUGGUGCACGACACGUCUACGGGCGCAAUUUCGUCGCUCAAACUAGCUCCGCCAUCUCUGGUGGACGAAUCCGCGGCUUGAAAGGCAGCUCCCUGCGUCGACUGCACAACGCCGUCUUUGAUGUCAUGGACGGCUCCAUCACGGGAGACACAGUUCGCAUCGGCCUCGGCUCCAGCGUAUAUGGUUUCGUUGGACGGUGGGCCCCCCGCAGUCUCGUCUCCUGGAUGAUGGGCAUUCGGAGAGUAGACGAGCUGUCGGCCUGGAAGACCAGUUCCUGCGACGGCUCAGAGCGCGAAGAAAGCGAGGACGGUGAGGCGGCGACGGCUUCCUCCAACGAUUUCAUUGCUGUUCCAUCCGAGCGUAAUGUAUGGAGUGCUGACGCGACUGAAAGCAGUCUCUGGGUGCCUCCAGUGUCCAAUUCUCCCCGAUCGUGA
This is a messenger RNA of Metarhizium brunneum ARSEF 3297, 1488 nucleotides long. The record is from RefSeq and is a predicted model, not a curated record. NCBI's taxonomy places the organism in Eukaryota, Fungi, Ascomycota, Sordariomycetes, Hypocreales, Clavicipitaceae.